Molecule: messenger RNA, 574 nt
Organism: Gilbertella persicaria
Lineage: Eukaryota; Fungi; Mucoromycota; Mucoromycetes; Mucorales; Choanephoraceae
Product: ribosomal L27e protein family-domain-containing protein
Exons: 5
Coding region: 126-536 (136 amino acids)
Biological process (GO): translation
Cellular component (GO): ribosome; cytosolic large ribosomal subunit
Molecular function (GO): structural constituent of ribosome
Source: RefSeq, a predicted model, not a curated record
GAAAUUCGUACAAUCAUCACAAGGGUAACUUGGGGUCCGGUGUUAAAGAUGCGAUUGCAAGAAAAUCCAAUCAGUAAAGCAGAAAGCAAUGAAUUCCUCCUCUUCUCUUUGACAGAUCUUCAACCAUGGUCAAGUUCAUCAAGGCUGGUAAAGUUGUCGUUAUUUUACAAGGUCGUUAUGCCGGUAAAAAGGCUGUUGUUGUUCGCAACCACGACGAAGGUACUAAGGAUAGACCUUAUGGUUACGCCGUUGUUGCUGGUGUUGAACGUACUCCUCUCAAGGUCACUAAGGCCAUGGGUAAGAAGAAGGUUGCCAAGCGUUCCAAGGUUAAGCCUUUCGUCAAGAUUGUCAACUACAACCACAUGAUGCCUACUCGCUAUGGUUUGGAAUUGGAACAAAUCAAGGGUACUAUCUCCGCUGAUACUUUCAAGGAACCUUCUCAACGUGAAGAAUCCAAGAAGGUCAUUAAGAAGCUCUUUGAAGAACGUUACCAAACUGGCAAGAACAAGUGGUUCUUUAGCAAGCUUAGAUUCUAAUUUGAAUAAAUGUCAUUGUUUUUUUUUAAUAUCCAAAA